CCGUAAGGCUUUGGCUGCAGCACUGUCUGCCUGAAGCUCUCAUCUCUUCACCCCACCAUCCCGGGACACCUCCUGCCACCUCUGCAGCCCCAAGCUCGGCAGCAUCAUGUCGCUCGCACACACUGCCGCAGAGUACAUGCUCUCUGAUGCUCUGCUGCCCGACCGCAGGGGCUCCCGCCUCAAAGGCCUGCGCCUGGAACUGCCCCUGGACAGGAUGGUCAAGUUCGUGGCUGUAGGCUUUCCCUUGUUGCUGAUGUCCCUGGCAUUCGCCCAGGAGUUCUCCUCUGGGUCUCCGAUGAGCUGCUUCGCUCCCAGUAACUUCAGCGUGCAGCAGGCUGCUUAUGUGGACAGUUCCUGUUGGGACUCACUGGUUCACCACGAACAGGACGAGGCUGGCCAAUACAAGACAAAAUCUCUCUGGCCCCACAAGGCCCUCCCCUACUCCCUGAUGGGCCUGGCUGUGGCCAUGUACCUGCCGGUGCUGCUGUGGCAGUGUGCAGCUGUGCCAGCCCUCAGCUCGGACCUGCUAUUCAUCAUCAGUGAGCUGGACAAAUCCUACAACCGCUCCAUCCGUCUGGUGCAGCACAUGCUGAAGAUCCGGCAGAAGAGCUCUGACCCACAUGUCUUCUGGGAUGAGCUAGAGAAGGCCCGGAAAGAACGAUACUUUGAAUUUCCCUUGCUAGAGCGGUACCUGGCAUGUAAGCAGCGCUCACAUUCACUAGUGGCCGCCUACCUCCUAAAGAACUCCCUCUUGCUCCUCUUCACGUCAGCCACUUACCUGUACCUUGGUCACUUCCAUCUGAGUAUCUUCUUCCAAGAAGAAUUCAGUUGCUCCAUCAAGACAGGGAUGCUGCAUGAUGAAACCCAUGUCCCUGAUCUGUUCACAUGCAGGCUGACCUCCCUGUCUGUUUUCCAGAUUGUUAGCCUCUCCAGUGUGGCAGUAUACACCCUAUUGGUUCCAGUGAUAAUAUACAACCUCACACGACUAUGUCGGUGGGACAAACGCCUCCUAUCCAUCUAUGAGAUGCUCCCAGCUUUUGAUCUUCUCAGCAGAAAGAUGCUCGGAUGCCCCAUCAAUGACCUCAAUGUGAUUCUUCUUUUCCUCCGAGCCAACAUCUCUGAGCUCAUCUCUUUUAGCUGGCUGAGUGUCUUAUGUGUGCUGAAGGACACAACCACUCAGAAGCACAACAUUGACACAGUGGUUGACUUCAUGACUUUAUUGGCUGGCUUAGAACCCUCAAAACCUAAACAUCUCACCCAACGAGUAUGUGAUGAACACCCAUAGUUAAGAAAGAAACUGUGGAGUAAGACAUUUUGUGCAAAGUAAGUCUCUCACCAUCUUCACAAGCCACACAUAGUAAUACACAAAAAUACUCACUUCAGAAUUGCCAAACUUGGAUUUAGAUGAGCUAUAUAUUCCACACUUGUAAGAAGAUAUAACUAAGACAUGGAAAUAAAUAUGAAACCUGGAAUACAAGUCAAGGAACUAAACUAAACUAAAUGUCUGGAACAUUUUACAAGGGUAUUAAAAAUAAACAGAAAUAAAGUCUAGGAAUUCUGUAAGAAAAGAGGGUUAUAAAGGCUGUUUAUACAGGCAGGUUUUCACUACAUUCAACUCAUGGCCCUUCUAUGGUAUAUACUUAGCUUACCUCAAAGAGCAAGUGAGCAACAUGGUGAGAAAUUAAUAGAUGUUAAAUCCCUGGAAAUCCUUUGGUAUGAACUGAAAUCCUAAAAAUUUGCCCAAUUUUGCUUUGUGGAAGUCAUCAGUCUUGCCAGGCCCUGUGUGACCUGCCAAAUGAGUGAGGAGAUAAUGAUGGCUUCCACCUGUAGUCUGCUCUUGGGGUUUGAAAACAGAGGCAAGUGCCAUGCAGUGCCAUAAGUGAAGUCUUGAGGUAUCCAGGUAUACUUUUCAUCAUCUAAAUCCAGGUAUACUUUUCAUCAUCUAAACCAAAGACUCAUUUCACUAAAAGCUGGGAUUAUGGGCCAUGGGCUCCUUCAUAACUUUUAAUGAGCCCAAGGAUGUUUUAAUACCUCAGGGGACUCUAUACCUUCCUUACAGCCAGUCACUGGAUAGCAAUCACUUAGAACUAAAACAAAUACACAAAAAAGGUGCUCACUAAGUGCUAGUGAGCCCCUUCCUUCAGUCUUUCCCCUCAUUUAUCAUUUCAUCCUUACAGCAAACUCCCAACCUUAUACCUGGAGCACUGAUCUGAUUCCAAAAAUAUGGUCAGCCCACAAUACCACGCUGUCUUACAUUUUAUAUUUCUUUUUAAAGCUACCCAUUAUGCACUUCUCGGGAGAAUUGUUUGCAUAGGCCAUUUAGACCCCUCUACGUAUAAAUUAGUAGAAAAGUUAUGUUGCUUCUGCCAAAUUCAGAUGUUUGCCUAAAAACAAGCAAUAAGCUCAUAUAUCAAUACUCAUAAACGACUUUUAUUGCCAAUAAAAGUCCAACUCGUCAGUUGGUACAGAAGCCCUUUCAAGACCUAAGCCCUGCUCAAAACUUGUCCCUCCUCUUGCUUCCCUCCACACACAGCUUUCCCUUUAAUCAAUGACCUGCAGUUCCCAUGCUUCUCAUGACGCUAAACAUUGGAAGAAGCUGUCUGCCUGCCUAGCAUGCUCUCCUCCGGGUCAAUUGUUAUCUCUCCUUGCAAGCAUACUCAGGCAUAUUUCCUUCAAGCAGCUUUCCUAUUUCCUACCCCGUUCCCUAACUGGGUACUCCCAUAGCAAGUAAAACCUACCUCUGAAAU
This is a messenger RNA of Chinchilla lanigera (long-tailed chinchilla), 2747 nucleotides long. It is a transcript of the gene Panx3, whose product is annotated as pannexin 3. The record is from RefSeq and is a predicted model, not a curated record. NCBI's taxonomy places the organism in Eukaryota, Metazoa, Chordata, Mammalia, Rodentia, Chinchillidae. The transcript has 4 exons. Gene Ontology annotation, biological process: monoatomic cation transport; positive regulation of interleukin-1 production. Gene Ontology annotation, molecular function: channel activity. The coding region runs from base 107 to 1285 and encodes 392 amino acids.